AUGGGAAACUUCUUCAGGAACCAGCCAUUUAUGCUGCUCAUCAUUGCCCUGAUUUUGAUUUCCCCGACUUUAGAAACGAGAGGUUCCGGUGAGGAGCAAAUUCUGGAGGUCAAAAAUGAAUUCAUGCAGGUCAACUUUGUGUGGCACAAACAUGCAGCUAACCAUUGGUGGAUCAAAAUGAACGAACACCAAGAUGAGGCAGUCACCAUCACCAAUUAUCACUUCUUACAAUCGAUGAAGGAGGUGUCCGUUGACCUGUCCUUUGACUUUUAUCUCUUUGGGCACAAUAUCAGGAAGGUAAGGCUCAGUAAACAUGGCGGAAUUCGAUCAUUUGGAAACCAUACCGCCAGUGAUUGGUACAUCUCCCCCUUGUCCGUCGAUCCUUCUCGAGUGAAGCACUCCAAGGUUCAAUACAUAGACUUCGGCAACGCCUUUGCAGUCCGGUGGGAAUUUGAAUCUGAUGAUUGGGAUGGAAAGCUAAGCUUUCAAGCUGUUGUGCAAAGAAAUGGCAUCAUUGAAUUCGCCUACAAGCAAAUUCCUUUCGGCUCCUUGGCAAAUUUCAGACAAAUAUCGCAAGACAUAACCAAUGUCUUUGGCGUCGCACACAGUUACAAGCUGCUAGAUACGACGUUUUGGCUCGGCUAUACCGUUUUAAUUGAAGACCAUGACAGAUUAGCGGGAGGCUCGAUGAUCUAUUUCAAGCAGCUGCCCUCAUGCUCAAACUACAGGUCGUGUGGAAUGUGCAACUUCCCGCCUAUGACCAAUGAGCUUGGCCAGAUAAAAUGCUCCUGGUGCCCUGCGAUCCAGAGUUGCUCCAGCAAGAAGGACUUUCUGUGGGACGCGUGGCAACGCAAUGAUUGCGACCAACAAGAGAUUUCGGACAUGAAUCAGUGUCCUGAGAAUCAAGAUUUGACGCAUGCGCCAGGCUUGACCAUUCAGAGCGAAGAACACUUCCUGGGCGCCAAAAAGACAUUUGAUCCAUUCACUGGACUUCCAGUUGGAAACAUGGUCGUCUAA
Molecule: messenger RNA, 1017 nt
Organism: Cloeon dipterum
Lineage: Eukaryota; Metazoa; Arthropoda; Insecta; Ephemeroptera; Baetidae
Product: plexin domain-containing protein 2-like
Exons: 6
Coding region: 1-1017 (338 amino acids)
Source: RefSeq, a predicted model, not a curated record